AUGGCUGAAUCCCCCGGCUCUCCCCUCUCCUCCAUUGCCUCUGACGAAAUGUCGGAUCGCGAGGAUGGAAAGCAGGGCUUAUCGCCCCCAGUGUCGAACAUGCCUCCUUCUAAACGUCGCCGGACAGGCAUCGCAUCCUGGGAUCGCAAUACUCCGGUUUCGACAUCGUUUCAGGAUGAGAUACCCCCGGCCUCCCCUUCGUCCUCAAUAUCUUCUGACACAUCUGGCGACAUCCCCAACUCUCCCACAACCUGGGCCCUCAUCGGCGGCAGUCAGGACGACGACUACAGCGGCCAAGGUAAUGACCAGGUGACCGUAUGUCGAUGGGAAGGAUGCGAUGCCGGGGAUCUGGGAAACAUGGAUGAUCUGGUCCAGCAUAUUCAUAAUGAUCAUAUCGGCAGCCGACAGAAGAAGUACUCCUGCGAGUGGUCCGAUUGCAGUCGAAAGGGACAAACGCAUGCCAGCGGCUACGCACUGCGCGCCCACAUGAGGAGUCACACCAGAGAAAAGCCUUUCUACUGUGCGCUACCGGAAUGCGACCGAAGUUUCACUCGAUCAGAUGCUCUUGCAAAACAUAUGAGAACCGUUCACGAGACCGAAGCGCUCCGCCCGUCUGAUCCUGUCCCAAAGCAUCACAAUCCCCCCUUCUCCGCGGCAGGCACCCCUUCCGCGACUCCCGCCAGCAAGGUCCAGCGUAUCAAAUUGAAGCUGUCGCAUCCACCCAAGGAUGAGACAGAUCGGUAUAGUGAAAGUAUCAACGAUGAGGUAGCUGGUACGGAGGACCUCGACGAAUUCGAAAUUCCCGAAUUUAGCCACGAUCUUGGAUUCGAUGACCACGAGUUGGGGCUUCCGCCUAUACAACUGUACCGGCUCCUUCGUCGACAGAUCCAUUGGGCAGAGAAGGAGGGUUUAGGUCUACGACGCGAGUGGGAAAAGAUUAAACCAAAGCGGAAACAGUCCUGGUUGGAGAAGGAGGCCAUCUUCGAUGAUGUGAUUGACGCCCAGCUCCGUCUCUUUAGCGUCCUGAUGGGCAGCGACAGCGUACCCGCCGCAACCUCCAACGCUCCAGAGAUAUCCCAAAAGCCCUCCGACACUGCCGAAAAGCAAGCAAAGCCUACCUCGGAUGCGGGAUCCGUUUCGCUAUGA
Molecule: messenger RNA, 1146 nt
Organism: Aspergillus tanneri
Lineage: Eukaryota; Fungi; Ascomycota; Eurotiomycetes; Eurotiales; Aspergillaceae
Product: C2H2-type zinc finger protein
Exons: 2
Coding region: 1-1146 (381 amino acids)
Biological process (GO): regulation of transcription by RNA polymerase II
Cellular component (GO): nucleus
Molecular function (GO): DNA-binding transcription factor activity, RNA polymerase II-specific; RNA polymerase II cis-regulatory region sequence-specific DNA binding
Source: RefSeq, a predicted model, not a curated record